CUUAGAUGUAAACGAAUACGUGACUUUAGUUAAAAAUUUAUGUCUAUUAUAUUGAUAUUUCAGACUGCCCGGCUUAGUCAUUAUUCUCACAGCAGUUUAAAAUGAGUUCCCCGCUUUCAAGUCUAAAGAAACCGCAUAAAAAUCCGCUUCUUUUAGGUUCCAGGAGUAUGCCCUUUAGGAGCCCUGCCUACUCUGAGGAUGAGAGUCGUUUACUUGAUGAAAUCACCACCAACAUGGCGGCCAGUCGGCUGAAGGGGAGCCACACCAGAGCUGACCCCUUCCACGGGGGGCUGCCCAAACUGGACACCUCCCGACCGCACGUCACCCACAGUACACCUGUCCCCAGGAUCAACAACCCCCCACUGGAGAGAUUGAAAUCCUCGUCGUCAUUUAUUGAUGACACGCCCCCUGAUAAUGCUACGUUUUUGACAGCGCCCCCUAGUGACCAGGAAUUGAUGUCCUCCAUGAUGGCACGGAUCAGUAUACUGGAGCAGAAGGUUCAGACUCAGAGUAAAGAACUCACGGAAAAGGACAAGAAAAUAAAGAUAUUGGAGGACAAAGUAAACAUAAUGAAGAAAGCUCAGGGAGACAUGUCCCCUCGUGAGUCUCGAGAACUGGAGAAGAAAUGUCUGCUGCUUCAGCAACAAGUUCAUGAAAUGGAGGCGUUUCUGGCUGACUACGGUAUGGUGUGGGUGUGGGAGAAGAUUGACACAAGCUCUGUCUACUACAAUGACAAGUCGUCAGCUGACAGCGAGAGUGAUGGGGAGGAGGAGCUCUGGAGGCCAGAAUCCUCUCUGUCCCACACUGUCCCUGCCCCAGUGACCACUACUGCUACUAGAUCUGACACCGUCCAAUCAGAAUUCAAGGUGGACUAUGACAAAAUCAUAGAAAACAUCAAAGACCUGAAUGUACUGGCAGGCGAGGGGGUGUCCAAGAUCCAGCACACCAGUGAUGGGGCUAGACUGAGGCUUCCUGACCCUGUUCCCCUGGUUCUGUAUGCUAAUGGAAUCAUGCUGUUCAGUGGACCGUUUCGACCUUUCACUGACCCCGUCACACAACAGUGCAUUCAGGACAUCCAUGAUGGAUACUUCCCUUCAGAGUUACAGAACAAGUUUCCAGAUGGAGUCCCUUUUGUUAUCACAGAUUACAGAGAAGUGUACUUCAAGGAUACCAGACGAGAGGUGUUUCAUGGCACCGGUCAGGUUCUGGGAGGGGAGACCAGGCCAUCUAGACUGGUCCCCGAAUCCAAAACAUCAGAGAAAAGCCACCACGCAGCUCCUAAUAACACACCAGAAAACACUCAUCUCAAAAUAGCUACAGAGCUACCAGGGAAGAAAAUGACCGUGGGCCAGUUCCUGCAGAAAUUACCCAAGUCUGUGAUAAAAGAUGGGAAAGUCAUUGAUAUACGGAAUGCUGUAGGGGAAAACUUUAAGGAUGCCAGAAGUAGUCAAGGAGUCACAGUGGUUGAGACAGAUACAGUCAAGGACAUCAAAAAGAGACUUGACGAAGAUGAAGGCAGUCGACCAAUGACGCCACGAAACAUCACGACGCUACGCGUCAAGUCAGACACGGGGAAUCACACGUAUAUACUGAAAAUGAAAUUCCAUGAGACGAUAGGAGAUGUACGAAAAUAUAUAGAUCUACAAAGGCCAUCCAAUUCCGCCUCAUACAACAUCGUCUCAGCGUACCCCAGUAAGACCUUCGACGACGAGAAAAUCACGCUACAGGAAGCUGGACUCACACCCAACGCUGUGUUACAUUUACGAGUGAAAAAAUGAUCUUACCUUUUCAAAAUAUCCUAGCCAUGGGUUGUGUGAAUGGAGGUCAUACUGAAUUCUUCAUAUUUUAUAUGAAAGCAUUUACUUUCAAUUACGUUACAUGUAUGGAUGAUAAUCAUGCUGACUGUUCAAAAAAAAAUUUAUGAACAGCAAGCUUAUGAAUUUUACUGGCUGUAGUAAUUUUUAAAACAGCAAAGUAGAUUGCAUACAACUUUUUUUGUGCAAUGAGAAUUAAUGUUUUUUCAUCGUAUUUUCAGAUAACUUAAACAUCAGAUGUAGCUUGUGAUUUCCCUGUGAUAAACAUUUUUUAAAGAUUUUUUUUUUAUUUAAUGCAAACCGACAUAAAACUGUGAUGAUGUACUGCUGACAGCUAAUCUAUACAGUAUUUUUCUUAAUGAAUCAUUAAUAUUACUGUCAUUAUAAAUGUUGUAGAAGUUUGUUUCCCCGUUCGUUGUCCUAUUAUGAUCAAAAGUAAGUGAGAUGUAUGUGUUGUGAGGUAUAAGAUGUGUUAUGUAUACAUGUAAAGAGGUGAAUGUUGUACAAGUAUGAGAGGCAGAUGUAAGGGUAUGUUUUCUAGUCAUUUCCAUCCAAAAUUAUUGAAAAAAGACUGAAUCAUUAUUAUAAACCAAGUUCUCAUUUGAACUAAUUUACGUCUUGCAUUUUUUGUGUAUAUUUGUCUUUAUUUUUUUUUCUAUUUCAUUUAUUAACAACUUUGCAUAUAACAAAAAAGUGAGAUUUUGUGACCUGAUGGACCAUUUAAUGAGUCAUUCCAAAAUAAAUGCUUUUGUAGUCCA
Saccostrea cuccullata (small rock oyster) is the source of this 2572-nucleotide messenger RNA. RefSeq names its product UBX domain-containing protein 11-like. Gene Ontology annotation, molecular function: ubiquitin binding. Bases 102 to 1778 code for a protein of 558 amino acids. The record is from RefSeq and is a predicted model, not a curated record. The transcript has 15 exons. Gene Ontology annotation, biological process: proteasome-mediated ubiquitin-dependent protein catabolic process. Lineage: Eukaryota; Metazoa; Mollusca; Bivalvia; Ostreida; Ostreidae.